Molecule: messenger RNA, 5112 nt
Organism: Athene cunicularia (burrowing owl)
Lineage: Eukaryota; Metazoa; Chordata; Aves; Strigiformes; Strigidae
Gene: TCAF2
Product: TRPM8 channel associated factor 2
Exons: 10
Coding region: 900-3893 (997 amino acids)
Source: RefSeq, a predicted model, not a curated record
GCGGGCACCGCGCACCUCCUGCCUUCGCUGCAGCGCCGGCCCCGCUCGGCGGGGAGGAGGGAGCGGAGGGGAGGGGAGCGGAGAGGGAGGGACCGGCCGAGAAGUUUCUAGAGGCGGCCGGGCUGCCGCAAAGCGCCCGGCAGUGCCAGGGGCCGGGGUGAAAGUGCGCGUCGCCCCUGGGGGCGGAGAGGGCGGCGGUGCCCGGGCAGGGAGAGGCAGAACCGCCUGGCAGCGAUACGCGGGGGGAGCAAGAGGAGGAGGGAGAGUUUAUUCCCGAGAAGAGGGGCAGGUGCGCCCACCUCUCGCAGGCGGUGCAGGGGGGCCCGGCCCGGCAGCGAGGAGGAGCCGCCGCGCCCUGCCCUGCCCUGCCCGGGGACAGUUUUACUCAAAGCUGCGUUUAGAGUAAAAGUAACCCUCCUGCCACCUCAGUACUAGCCGUCCUUUGCAGAUGUGUGGGCUUGUUUUCUUCUUGCCCGCGCUGCGCUGGGCAGUUGUCACAGGGAAGGCGGUAGGAACAGGCAGGGAAGCAUCGUGCUGACAGCGAGCGUGCGGCCCAAGGAGCUCGGGCAUCCCGUGGCUUACCGGGCUGCAGAUCCCGUUAGAAACCCUGGGCUUGAAAACGGUUCAUUACCCUGGACCAGGAAAGGGGAAGACAUGCCCAGGGCACAGAGCGUAAGCUCUGUGGCUUGCCCAUCCAUAACCGUCGGGUUCCUGGGCACUGGGCGGGCAGGCUGACACUCAGCAGUCCCUCCUGCCUGCUACACUUGCUCCUCCACACCAUUGGCUCCGAAAAAGAGCUGGGACUGCAUGGCCGCCGCAACAUAGCGUGCACCCCAGGAGCAGCUGAGGGAAGGACAGAUACCUGCUUGUUGUGCACCUUCUGCUUUUGCAUCUUCAGCAUGAUGUUUGAUCCUUCGGUAGCAAAACUGGUCACUGAAGCUGGAAGGAGAGCAGCUCACAGGCUGGUGGUUGGUGUUUUGGAGUUGCUUUUCCGAACUGCAUUGCUGUCUCAGGGCAUGGGCCUGUGCAAUGCAGGGAUCCCUGGAACGGCUGCAGGAGGCUUGGCUACAGUGAGAUUGCUCUGUGUUGAAAAGGGUGGAGAGGCAUGCAGAACAUACCCGAGCUGUUCAGUACUGAGAGUUGUCGUCUCCAUCUUCAGGAGUGACCUGAAGAUGAAACCCUCUGCCACCUAUGAGCUGUUAGUGGAUGGUGUUGGGCCAUGGGACUUCACUGGCAGUUUUGUUCCUUGUGAGCUGCUGCUUGUUGGAGAAGAUGCCUACCCUGUGCUUGUGAGCUCUGAGAAGCAGGUUCUGAUUGCUGUUUCACAUUAUGGGAAGGGCCGGAUUGUGGUUGCUUCCCAUGAGGGAAUUUUGAAAGACUCCAAGUUUUCCCAGUUCCUCAGAAAUGCUGUGGAAUGGCUUAAGCCUUCCCCCGAGGCGCUGGUUGGGGUCCAUCCUCACCUGGAUUCCCUCUCCCAGCUGCUGCUUAUGGCUGGUGCCAAAGUGCAGGCUGGGGCAGAGCUCAGCCCCUCCCUGGGAGUGUACUGUAUGGAUGCCUAUGGCAGCACGAAGGCAAAAGACCUGGUUGACUUUGUAAAGCAAGGUGGAGGGCUGCUUAUUGGAGGCCAGGCCUGGUACUGGGCUAGUCAACAUGGCAAGGAGAAGGUGCUGUUUGAAUUCCCUGGGAACCAGGUGACCAGCGUGGCUGGUGUGUACUUCACAGGAAACGCUGUGGAGAAGGGCAUCUUCAAAGUUGCCAAGAAAAUUCCCAAGAUCCCAUUAAUUGUCCCGCACCAGGCUAACCUCAGCCUUGAUGCUGAGUUUCUCCUGCGUGGUGUGUCGGAGCUGGAUUUGGUGACAGGGGGCGUACCCUCCAUCUUGCUGGUGCACGGUGUGCUCUCCUUCCCGCUCUGCCUGGACAGCUCGCAUCGCUGCCUCUUAGCUGCAGCACGCUACGGCCAGGGACGUGUUGUGGUGGUAACCCACGAGGGCCAGCUGUUCUCCCCAAAGCUGGCCAGAUUCCUGCUCAAUGCUGUCUGCUGGCUGGAUGCUGGGAGGAAGGGGCUGGUGGGUGUGGAUGCCAGCCUGAAGAAAUUGUGUAGCCUCCUCUCUCAGGAAGAGGUGAAGUCGCAGGUGUCCCAGCUAACGGGCGACCUCAGUGUGUACUGCUGCUCUUCUUACAGCGACAGAGAGGCAGAGAAGGUUCACGCUUUCGUGGCAGAGGGAGGUGGCUUACUGAUUGGAGGACAGGCCUGGUACUGGUCUUCCCAGAACCAUGGCAAAGCUGCUGUGGCAAAAUAUCCCGGCAAUAAAAUCCUGAACCGCUUUGGGGUGAGCAUUCUGGGGCAGAGCAUCCAGGCAGCUAAGCAUCCGCCCGUGGGAUCUGGGGAGCACUACCACUUCCGCAAGGCGCUCGCUCUCUUCAACAGGCAUGUAGAGAAGCAUGAGGAGCUCAAAGCCCCCUUGAAGGACUGGCUGCAAAGGCUAGCACAAGACUGUGCUGCUUUUCUGCACAUCCCAGCCCACGACUGCCCUGCAUACGCCUCGCUCCACCGCAUCCUGGCCAAAGUGCUUCAGAGAAGUGGGAUCCCACACGUCAGCGGUCACUGCCCUGUCAAGAGCAACUCCAAAGAGGCAGUCCUCCUCUGCAUGGCGACCGAGCUGUCCCUCACCAUGACAGACAGUGCAGUCCUAGUGCAGAAAUCUGCUGCUGGGGUCUGUGCUCUCCCUGUCACUGUGGAAAUUGAUGGCACAAACCCAGGUGAGACAGCCUGGAGAAGUACAGGACUCUACCUUCCUGAAGGGCACACAGCAGUUAUAACAUUCCCUUGCCUGGUGGUCGGUGCUGGUCUGAAGGUGCAGAUUGGGUGUCACACGGAUGACCUCUCUCACGCCACAGAGCUGAAGCGGGCCCCAGUAGUAAUACGCACCUGUGAGAUUGCCUGCCAGAAACAGUCUAUUUCCUGCCUCUGGGGUGGCCUCGUUUACAUCGUAGUACCAGCAAGGAGCGUCCUGGGAAAAGUGCCCAUCACGGUAGAGGGGGCAGUCAGAGCUCCUUUCUUCAAGCUUGGGGAGACCUGUGAAAGCCAGUGGAAGGCCUGUAUCCGGCACUACCCUGCUCCCUGGGCAGAACUGGCUGUUGAGAAUCUCAUCCUGACGGUGCCGUCUGACAGCAUCCGCCAUAUGGAGAACCCACAGCCUCUGCUUACUCUGUGGAAUGAGAUCAUGGUGGCAAUAAGCAAACUGGCAGCCAUACCAACAAAGUUCCCAAGGCCGGAGAGGAUUGUAACAGAUGUCCAGAUCUCAUGUGGCUGGAUGCAUGCUGGCUACCCCAUCAUGGGCCACCUCGAUUCCGUGAAGGAGAUGUUAGACGUGAAGCACAUGCAAACUACUGGUCUUUGGGGUCCUGUUCAUGAGCUGGGACACAAUCAACAGCAGCGAGCAUGGGAGUUUCCCCCUCAUACCACAGAGGCCACCUGCAACCUCUGGUCUGUCUAUGUUCAUGAGAAGGUGCUGGGGAUUCCCAGGCAUAAAGCCCAUGAGGCACUUAGGUCACAGUGUCGGGAGGAAAGGAUAAGAGAAUAUCUGAAGAAAGGCGCUCAGCUAAAGGACUGGGAGGUGUGGACUGCUCUGGAGACAUACCUGCAGUUGCAGGAAGGAUUUGGUUGGGACCCCUUCAUCCACCUUUUCUCUGACUACCAGAAGAUGUCCACCAUCCCAAAAGACAACCCUUCUAAGAUGAACUUGUGGGCACAGAAGUUUUCUCAGCAGGUGAAUAAGAACUUGGCUCCAUUUUUUACAGCCUGGGGAUGGCCCAUCAAGAAAGAGCUGUCUGGGGAACUGUCUUCUUUACCCAGCUGGGAGCAGGACCCAAUGAGAUCCUAUAGACCAUGAAGAAAAAAUAUCUAAACCUUGAUUCGCAUACUAGCUAUGGCCUAUCUUUUCCUCAUUGUGUGCUGCAUGAUAGCUCACUGGGUGCUUAGAUUUACACUGAAUUCUUUAGAUUCUUGCUGUCAGUGUAGGUCAACCCCAGCAGAAAUUCCACAGAAACUUGUGUGCAGAUCAGCAACCAUCUAAGCCAUCUUCUGAAGAGUUAAAUAAUGAAUGAGCUUUGUUCUGGGUUCUUCACCUCAGAAGGAAUGUAAUGCUGAUUAGAUUUAGUUCCUGCAGAACCUUUCUCUGAUGAAGUAGAACUUUUCAGGGUGGAGCGGUCACUGAAGCGGUUUCAAGGACACCACCAAUAGAAUAUGGAUCUUUGAAGCAAAUAGUAGCCUCCACAAUGUUGUAUUCUUCAGUUAUAAUCUCAGUAACAUAUCUUUCACUAUAGUUUUGGUUACCCUGAAAUCCCUAGUUUUUAAUCACUUUAAGUAUUCAGAACUUCCACACCUACUAUUAUGGAAGUGACCUUAUAAUGCUUAUAUACAGCUUAUGUAAUACAUAGCUGAUACUGAAAUGCUGUAGAUUUCUUCCUGUCUUGUAUGACUGUGUGACCCAAUGUCCAGCUUUAUGUCAAUAAGUCAAUUAUAAGUUGUAGAUGUCACUUUUACCACAGCCUGACAGCAAGAUACAUGCUAUGCAAGAUGGGAGAGUAGCAAAGAGGUGACUUGAUUGUAGGCAAUAAUGGUUUAACUCAUGGACUCAUCAAAGGUUAAAAAACAGGCACUGACAUGACAGCGUGAGGGAGCAGAGAAAAGGAAGACAACAGUUCAUCAAGACAGAGGACCAGCCUUUUCCAAGGAGCAACAGAAGCUAAUGUUUCUCCUACCUCAUUCAUAACUGCUUGGCUAUUAUGGGGGCUGGCAAGCAUGUUAAUGCUUAGCCUAAUAGCAUACCAGUCCCAACCCAUUCCUUGUGUAUCAGCAAUAAAUAAAGCAAUCAUUGUGGACUUGCAGGUUGUGUAUGUGGUCCUACUUUCAUAUCUCUCUGCCUAGUAAAAAAAGCCUAAAUAGAAUGACCCAAAGAUUUGUUACAGUCACCCUUCAUUUUUGUUCUGACUUGGAUGUGGUUCUGAUUUCCCUGUGAUUCAUUGGCCCGAUAUUUUGCUUUGUCUUUCAAACUUUCUUUCCAUUCUUAUUCACUACUAGUAUGAGUUGUUCUUCCAAUAAAUAAAUGC